AUGGUUGGAGAACAUAUAGACGACAUCUUUUCCAAGCUGCUCCAAGAGCGCAUUGUCUGCCUUAAUGGCGCGAUCGACGAUACCGUUUCCGCAUCGAUAGUGGCACAGCUCUUGUGGCUCGAGUCCGAUAGCCCCGACAAGGCGAUUACGAUGUACAUCAACUCUCCAGGAGGCUCCGUAUCAUCAGGGCUGGCCAUCUACGACACAAUGACAUACAUCAAGUCACCAGUAUCAACAGUCUGCCUCGGCGCCGCCUCCUCCAUGGCAGCGCUGCUCCUGACGGGAGGCGAGGCCGGCAAGAGGUACGCGCUGCCGCACAGCUCCGUCAUGAUCCACCAGCCGCUGGGCGGGACGCAGGGCCAGGCGUCGGACAUUCUCAUCUACGCGAACCAGAUCCAGCGCAUCCGCAAGCAGAUCAACGAGAUCAUGAAGCGCCACAUCAACAAGUCGUUUGGGCACGACAAGUACAGCUUGGAGGAGAUCCACGACUUGAUGGAGCGUGAUAACUACCUGUCGGCGGAGGAGGCCAAGAGCAUGGGCGUGAUUGACGAGAUUUUGACGCGGAGGGAGGAGAAGGACCUCAAGGAGAAGGAUUCGACCGAGGAGCAUAAGACGAAGCCCUGA
This is a messenger RNA of Colletotrichum fioriniae, 624 nucleotides long. NCBI's taxonomy places the organism in Eukaryota, Fungi, Ascomycota, Sordariomycetes, Glomerellales, Glomerellaceae. The record is from RefSeq and is a predicted model, not a curated record.